Hyposmocoma kahamanoa is the source of this 531-nucleotide messenger RNA. Its product is annotated as enhancer of yellow 2 transcription factor-like. The record is from RefSeq and is a predicted model, not a curated record. Gene Ontology annotation, cellular component: nuclear pore; SAGA complex; DUBm complex. The transcript is spliced from 3 exons. NCBI's taxonomy places the organism in Eukaryota, Metazoa, Arthropoda, Insecta, Lepidoptera, Cosmopterigidae. The coding region runs from base 153 to 434 and encodes 93 amino acids. Gene Ontology annotation, molecular function: chromatin binding; transcription coactivator activity. Gene Ontology annotation, biological process: poly(A)+ mRNA export from nucleus; regulation of transcription by RNA polymerase II; positive regulation of DNA-templated transcription.
UAAAUAGUACGUUUUAGCUAAGGUGGAAGUGCUUUUUAUUUGUUACUUAAUCAAUCGAUAAAAUUAUAUAGGGAAAGAAAAGUGUUAUAUUACACCCGUAAAAGGUGGAAGGUGAAAUUGACGAUCUUGAUUCAGUAGGUUCUGAAGACACUAUGAUAGUCAACAAUACUAUAGCGCAUCAGCGUUUAGUACUUACAGGAGAUCGUGAGAGAUUCAAAGAACUUUUACGGAGACGUUUAAUAGAAUGUGGGUGGAGAGACCAAGUCCGAAUGCUUGUUCGUGAUUUUGUAAAGGAAAAUGACAGUAGCAAUGUAACUUUAGAUAUGUUGAUCACUAAGGUCACACCACGGGCACGGGCACUAGUUCCUGACACUGUCAAGAAAGAGCUAUUGCAGAAAAUUAAAACUCAUCUUCUCACACAAAAGGAUCAGUAAAUCUGUAUCAUAUUCUGGUCAUUAAUCUCAUACAUUUCUAGGUUGCAUUUAAAUAUAUUUAAGUUUGCCUUUAUUUGAAGAAAUAAAAAUCUAGUGC